CGCCUUUACUUACUUCUAUGUCAAUCUUUGUGCGCCGUCCCUUGCUUCCUUCAGCCCCCCACUAUCGCCCUUUUUUCACAGCUAUGGCUAUCGCUGGACCACCCCCAAGCAUUGUAGGCGCUUUGCGUUGCCAAAGAGACUCUUAUCUUCAGACCCUCCAGACCGAGGUUGUUUCGUGCAGUGAAUACUCGCCUCAAACAAACGGCAACUCGAAAUCAAACAAAUCCACGGACCCCAAGAAGUCGGUCCAAAAUGGGACUAAGGCAUGGUUGAUUGAGUUUCGUGACUCCAUUCUCUUUCCAGAAGGCGGCGGACAACCAACUGACCACGGCUCUAUCACCCCUCUUACCCUGGCCUCAUCCGAGUCAAUCCCCAUCACAUCAGUCCAACGCCAUGGCCUACGCUGCGUGCAUCUCUCGCCCCAGCCCUUAGACCCAGGCACCCUAGUUCGGCAGGACGUGAACUUCAAACGACGAUGGGACCACAUGCAACAGCACACCGGCCAGCAUCUCCUCUCUGCGAUCAUGGAUUCUAUGAACCUCGACACGCUCAGUUGGAGCAUGGGCGCGGACGGCGAAAUGAACUACGUCGAAGUAGUCCGCAGACCGACCAACGACGAGAUCCGUACUAUCCAAGAAAGAUGCAAUGCAGCCAUACGCCAAAAUUUACCAAUCACGGUAGAGACGCCAAAUGACGCCAAAGUAGACAGUCUACCCGAAGACUACGAUCAAGAAAAAGGAAUUGUGCGGGUCAUCAACAUUGGCGGUUUAGACUCGAAUCCAUGCUGUGGGACGCAUCUUAAGCAGACAUCGCAUAUUUCUCUAAUACUGCUUCAUCAUACCCAAACGGCUCGUUCGACGACUUGUCGUCUGUACUUCACAGCCGGAGAUCGCGCCAUCAAUCUCGCUGCUGAAUCUAUCAACUCGCUUCGCUCCAUCUCGGUAUCACUGUCCUGCGGAAAUGCGCCUUCAGAUGUCCAAUCCAACGUAGCGAAACUAGGAGAAUCAGUUGCAGAAGCACGGCAAAAAGAAAAGAAAUUGCUAAAAGAGAUCGCCAAGUUCGAAGGUGAUCGGAUAAAGGCUGUUCUGGAGACGCAAAACCGCGCAUUCAGUCACCGAGGCACAGACGGCCUUGACUUCGUAAACCUUAUCUGGACUGAAGUCAAGGAGGCAGCGAAGGAGCGUGGUGUGGUCGUGUUGGCUUCGGGAGAGGGCAAGUCCGUAGGACACCUCAUGAUUAUCGGGCAGGAAGACCUUGUCGAACAGCUUUCUGCGAAGGUCAAAGUAGUUGUGAGUGGCAUCAAAGGAGGCGGCAAAGGUAAAUGGCAGGGGAAAGUGCAGACUUGGAAGAAGGGAGAGAUUAAAGCUUUGAAACAACUUGUCGAAGGUUUCGAAAACUAGAGUUCGAUACAUAUAGUCGUCUACUCGAGCAUCGUGAGACCAUCACGACAAUGUCCUCCUUUCAACUCAUAAAUUUAGAUAGUCGGCAACAU
Messenger RNA from Lindgomyces ingoldianus, 1492 nucleotides. RefSeq names its product ThrRS/AlaRS common domain-containing protein. NCBI's taxonomy places the organism in Eukaryota, Fungi, Ascomycota, Dothideomycetes, Pleosporales, Lindgomycetaceae. Gene Ontology annotation, molecular function: aminoacyl-tRNA ligase activity; Ser-tRNA(Ala) deacylase activity; ATP binding. The transcript is spliced from 2 exons. The record is from RefSeq and is a predicted model, not a curated record. Gene Ontology annotation, biological process: tRNA aminoacylation; regulation of translational fidelity. The coding region runs from base 18 to 1400 and encodes 460 amino acids.